Messenger RNA from Aspergillus nomiae NRRL 13137, 1428 nucleotides. Its product is annotated as DNA replication factor Cdt1 C-terminal domain-containing protein. The record is from RefSeq and is a predicted model, not a curated record. Lineage: Eukaryota; Fungi; Ascomycota; Eurotiomycetes; Eurotiales; Aspergillaceae. The coding region runs from base 1 to 1428 and encodes 475 amino acids. The transcript has a single exon.
AUGCCGCGCACAUCCACCCGACAAGCCCCCCUUCCCCGAGGACAGGCCGGCAUCCAAAGUUUCGCAAGAACGACCAAGCCCGGUCUCAGAUCAGCCGCAGAUGGCAAGCAGGUCGUGGCCAGUCUUCCGGUCUCGCCUUCCAAGAAACGAAAACUGAACGAACUCGAGAACGUAGACUGCAGCAGCCCACGGACUCAAAAGGGGGAACCCACGACCGAAGCACUUACGCCCUCAAAAUCUCUCCGGAUCAAAGAACUGUCAUUAUCUACCCCCCGAAGUGGCCACUAUGCGUCUCCUACCCGUGCUUCACGGACUGCUGUUGCCGGGGAAAUUUCUGCGAUCCCGACUUCGCCAUCGAAGCGUGCCAGGGGUAAGACCACAUCCCGGCCUAGCGCGGCAGUUCUCCAUGUGCGUCCUGCCUGUGUGAACGACUUGCUUAAGCUGCAUUCGGCUUUUCUUAAAGCCAUCACGUUUCACCAUGCGCAUCACGGUACGGUUGCCCCCGCGGAUUUGAGGGAGUUUCUUCCUAGUGUUGAGCGGUUGUGGAAGAAGCGGAAGGUCGUGGUCAAGGAUGUGCAACGUUUACUAUGGAUUUGGGAGCAAGACUCGGUUGCCACGGGGCUCAACUAUCGAAUUGCCAAUUAUGGAUUGGGAAAGGUCUGUUUGGAGCGUGUGCGUCGGGAGCGGUGGGUAAUCGACGAUAAUGUAUUGCAAGAAGAGUUCGAGCAAAUCGUCGACUUGCUCUGGGAAAAGGCUCUGGAUGCCGCUGAUGGUGAUGAAAGUCAGGUGGAUUUUAUCGCAACGCUGGGCGUUUCGUCUAUCCACGAGUCGCUUACCCCAUUCACGAGCUUUCGGAAAGGCCAGCAGCGGUUGCAGGAUCUGAAGGGCGGGGUAAUUAAAAUGAAGACGGAGAGGCUUAAAGAAGCGCCGGUGGAGGAGUCCCCUGGGAAAACACCCGAUGCGACUAAUGCUCGUCGCACAGGACUUCUGGAUCGUAUCAGGAGCAAGGCACUCCGUCAGUCGAAAUUGCCGCCCCCUCCAUCAAAGGAGAUGCUGCUUCGUCGUGCUGCUGUUGAACGGAUUGAGGAAGUUGCCGGCGUGCUGGCUUUACUGAGGCCAGCUGGUUAUGUGGGUAGUGGGCCAACAGCUACUGUGGCUGCCCAGAGGAAGCCGUUCCGACUAGAGAUGAUUGUACAGAACGUCCAGGACUCAUCCAAGAAUCCUAUUUCAAAGAGAGAGGUGGAAAUUUGCUUAGAAGUGCUGGCUCGGGCCGACAUUGCUGGACAAUGGGUCGAUCUCGUCACCGUGAAUCAGGUCAAAUCCGUGGUUCUGAAAUCUUCUGCGGAUAUCAACCUCAAGGAUAUCGGCGCGAAGGUGCGCGAACUGAAGUUCGACGAGGACGAGCCUGCAUCACCCUCGAAACCCUAA